Grus americana (Whooping crane) is the source of this 2007-nucleotide messenger RNA. Its product is annotated as nascent polypeptide-associated complex subunit alpha, muscle-specific form-like. Lineage: Eukaryota; Metazoa; Chordata; Aves; Gruiformes; Gruidae. Bases 681 to 1256 code for a protein of 191 amino acids. The record is from RefSeq and is a predicted model, not a curated record. The transcript has 2 exons.
UACCUGACCUGACGAGAUCUGGCAGCAGGACGGUGUGGAUCUUACAGUAGUAACCAGAGAGACGUGUCCUGUGGGAUUGUGUAGUAGUGGAAGGGCGUCCCGGUGUCCCGGCAAGCUCCUGCACACCAUGGCUGUCCUCUUCCCAUCCAGCGAGUCCUUUUCUACCAAGCAGUUCUGACAGAGACUUCCAGUGAAAAUGAAGCUUCCCCCUAUGUCAUCCCACUUCUCUGCCAAGAGAGGGUAGCAGGAGUGGCACUGCUGCCAAAGAUUCUGUAUUCUUUACCCCUUCGCGCUUCCUUCUCUGUCCUUUCUGAGUUGGAGUUUUCCUGCCCUUGCUGGCCCUGCGUACCUGGGGCUCUUCAUGCUGGGGAAGACUCGAUGAGCAGGGAGUUGGGGCUGAUGGUCCUCAUGGGUCCCUUCCAACUCGAUAUUUUAUGAUUCUAAGUAUUUUGAUGGCUACUUUGGGGAUAGAAAUGACCAAACCAGCAAUCCAAAGGGUAACCUGAGGCAUGUAAGGGGAAAGGCUGGGACAGAAGCCCCUUGUGACCUAAUGGAACCAUGCGUGACCAGUACAGCUGGUGUUUGUGAGGUCAAGGUCACAGGCAGGAACCCCUCUGCCAUCCCUGGGGGCAGCCAGGGAUCUCGUGACCCCUCCAGUACGGACUCGCGCCAGCAGUGCCAUGGCCAACGCAGGGGUGAAAACUCUCCUGCAGUCGAAGGAGAUCAGGGAGGCCACGGACCCCACCUCGGGCACCCAUGCACAGCCUGCAGCCCCCAGGCCCCUCCUGGGCCUGGGUGUCCCCCAGGCCCUCGCCAAACCCGCGGCCACCUUGUUCCUUGGCCAUGGGGGUCCCUGUCACACCUCUGCCCCACGGCGUGUCAGUCCCCCCAGCGCGGAGUUCCCCGGGAGCACUCCUCCCCCAAACUGCUGCAGCCUGAAGCGAACCUUCGCCUGCACCAACUUGCUGCUGCUCAGCCUGGCCGACCCCGAUGACGCCACAGAUGAGGCGGCUUCCCCUGGCCCCUGCCGACACAUCCUGUGCCCCGAGGAUAACACCGAGCCCACCGCCCCGCCGGUGAGUAACCCUGGGGUCCCCUGGCACCCCACUAAUGAGGGACUGGCUGGGGUGCCCCAAGAUCCCGCUGCGCGCUUCUGCAGUGCUCAGGAGGAACUGGGGACCGUGACAUCUCCUGAGGACACCCCCACACCCCUCUCCAUACCCCCAGGGCUCCCAGAUUCCCCAAGGAAGCCCUGAUGCCUCUCCUCCUCUAGUGAGAGAACCCCAGGACUGCAGGGAGUACCCCCAUAGUACUCCCAGAGUCCCAGGGACAUCCCCACAGCUCUAGCACCCCAAGAGCCAGCCCCAAUCCCCCAUAUCCUAAGGUUGUGGGGCCCAGGGGGCUGCUCUAGGUCCCAGACUGAGUCCCAAGGCUCAAGGACUGGUGUGGGGCAGCUUGUGGGGCCCUGGUAUCACCGGGGCUUUUUGGAACAGAUAACCCUCCCUGGGUAGAGGGAAUGGAUCUCUCCCCCCUCAAUCAGGGAGGGGUUUGACUGUCACAACCCCACCAAAAAAGACAAUACAGGACAUAAAAUGUGUCCCGGCACAGUUACGACAGGAGCAUUCAUCACCACCGCCUCGCCUGUCCCACUGAAGACAGCGCGUGGUGCUCAGCAGGACCACGCACCCAUUGUGAGACGCCAUUCUGCUGACAGCCUGCUGGACCUCCACAAAUACAGUGUGGCUCUUCCCUUGGGGACUCUGGGCCUCGUUACACCUCUCAAAUCCUUUGAGUCUCAUUUCCCUCUUGCGCUAAACGUGGGUGAUGCAUUAGUUUGACAAUGAAAUCAAAACUCUUCUGGGUUUGUACAAUAUUGUUCCUUUAAAUGUCCUCUGUGUUACACACCCCCAUACACUUAUGUACACACAGGAGUAAAGGGAAUACAUACAUCUUCUACGUAACUUCCUUUUGAUCCUACUACCUAAAAAUAUAUUGGAACCGCUCUGA